AUGGACGGCGGGGAAACGACGAAUUCGUUCGCGUUCAACUUUUUCUCUUCUUCUUCUUCUUCUUCCGGAGGAAAAGGAAAAGAGGAAAAGAGGACGGAAACGAGUGCAAACGAAACGACGACGACGACGAUACAAAAGCCAGAGGCGAAACAGGUAUAUUCGAAAGAUGUUUUCGAACCCGUCUUUGCGAAAGCCGUGGACAAGGAAACGGUUGAGAUAUUUUCCUCGGACGAAGAAGAGAAAGGAGCGAAAGUGUUGAUGUUAUCGAUUGAGAAAAAGAUACCGCCGUUGGGGAAAGAGGAAGUGCGGAUGCGCGUGCCGACGUUGGAUGCGGUUUGUAAGAACAACAACGAAAAGCCGGCGAAAGGAGCAAAGGCGACCCCGUCGUCUGCCGCGUCUGCGUAUUCGUUGGCGUCGCACGAUUUGGUGAAAGGUAAAUACGAAGGCGGGUUGAAACUGUGGGAGUGCGCGAUUGAUUUGACGACAUAUGUGGUGAGAGAACGAGUGGUGGAGGCGAUGGUGACGUUGUCGACGUCGAAAUCGUUUCGAGUAUUGGAACUGGGAUGCGGCCACGGCGUGCCCGGCAUCGCGAGUUUGAUGGCGCACGAAAAGAUGGAGAAAGAUGGUAAGGAUACUACUCUUCUGUGCACGUUAGCGGAUUAUAACGAAGAAGUUUUGACAGAAGUGACGAUACCGAACGCGAGAAUGAACGGGGUGUGCGAACAGUGCACGUUUUUAGCCGGCGAUUGGGACGAUUUAGUCGCGGCGCCCUCAAAAAAGCAAUCGGAGGCGUUCUUGUCGAAGGACGAGUUCGAUUUGAUUUUAACCUCCGAUACGAUUUAUAACGUAGACGAUGCGAAAAAGCUGGCGAAAGUUAUUCAUCACUGCUUGAAAAAGAAUGCAAACGAAAACGCCAUCGCGCUCGUCGCCGCGAAGAGAUACUAUUUCGGUGUCGGCGGUUCGACCGCGACCUUUAUGCAGUUGUGCGACGAAACGUCUUUAUCUUGCGACGUGGUAAAAGAGAUUAUGGACGGCGCCAGUAACGUUCGCGAAAUUAUUCGCGUGAGAAUAAAGACGUAG
This is a messenger RNA of Bathycoccus prasinos, 1080 nucleotides long. RefSeq lists its product with no specific name. The coding region runs from base 1 to 1080 and encodes 359 amino acids. The record is from RefSeq and is a predicted model, not a curated record. The transcript has a single exon. Lineage: Eukaryota; Viridiplantae; Chlorophyta; Mamiellophyceae; Mamiellales; Bathycoccaceae.